AUGGGCGACCACGUCCUCUUCUGCUAUGGAACCCUGAUGGCACCCCAAAUGCUGCACCGUGUAAUUCACGGCAGCCCCGAUCCCGAGCCAUGGCAAAAAGCGCUCGUCCGCUUCCAGCCCGGCAUACUGCAUGGCCACCGGCGCCAUCGAGUGCGGGGUGCGGACUACCCGGGGAUCGUGCCUGAGAGCGAAACCGAGUCCUCGGAGCCUGGGACGAAGACAUCCGUGCUGGGUGUACUGAUCUAUGGGCUCACAGAUGGGGAUAUAUAUCGCCUGGACAAGUACGAGGGUAGCGAGUACAUAAAGAAAACUGUCACGAUCCGCACCCUGUGCGCAUUAGCGCAUGAGGAUGGUGAGACAAGGUCUACUUCGGAACGGCACCUACGGGAUAUGUUAGGUGCAGCCGGAUCGCAUGUUGCUGAUGAAGGCGAUGAAGUGACUGCGGCUACGUAUGUUUGGGUUGCGGGCCGGGACAGGCUGGAGGAGACGGAAUGGGACUUCGAAACGUUUAAGCGGGAUAAGCUGGCGUGGUGGGUUGGGGCAAAAGAAAGCGAAUGGUAA
Penicillium canariense is the source of this 561-nucleotide messenger RNA. Its product is annotated as gamma-glutamylcyclotransferase family protein. The transcript has 2 exons. NCBI's taxonomy places the organism in Eukaryota, Fungi, Ascomycota, Eurotiomycetes, Eurotiales, Aspergillaceae. Bases 1 to 561 code for a protein of 186 amino acids. The record is from RefSeq and is a predicted model, not a curated record.